GGUGCCUUGGCGUGAAGCCCUGGGUGUGGGCGCCGGGACGUGAGGAAGCCGGAGAUGCUGCCGCCGGACCGAGGGCGCUGACGACCCGCCGGCCUGGCAGCACCAUGCCGUUCCCGCCCCUGCCGCCGCCGCCGCCCACCCCGGCCCCGGGGGUCCCCGCCGCGCGCCCGCCGCCCCGGAAGCCGGGCGCCCCCCGCAAGGCGGCCGUGCCCGCCUGCGCCCCGCCGGGGCCCUUGCCGCCCGCCGCGGCCGCGGAGAAGAAGAGGCGGCCCCCCGAGCGACCCCCGGUGCUGCUGUCCAGCUCCUGGCCCUCCGCCACCCUGAAGAGGCCGCCGGCCCGCCGCGCCCCCGGCCCGGCCUCCCCGCGCGCCCCGCCCCCGACCGCGCCCGGCCGCCCGCGCGCCCCGGCCCCGUGCGCCCCCCGGCCGGCCGGCUCCGGCGACGGCCCCGCGGGGGCCGCCACCUCCGGGGCCGGGCCCGACGCCGCCCUGCGCUUCUCCCUGAGCCUCACGCCCGAGGCCGUGCUGGUCAUCCAGCGGCGCCACCUGGAGAAGCAGCUGCUGGCGCGGCCCCGUCGGGCGGCGCCCGCGCCCUCGGCCGACGCCGGGCGCUCGCUCGCCCCCUGCCCCCGGGCCCGGGCCGCAGGCCUCGGCCGCCGCCCGCCCCUGCCCGGCGCCCCGCUGCUGCCCGGGGGCCUGCAGGGCCCCGACCCCGGCCCGCGGCCCGCGGACCUGCGGCCGCUGCUCAAGGUGUCGCUGCUCAACGAGCGGCACAAGUACGACGACGUGGAGUACGAGGAGGAGGCCGCGGCCGCCGACGAGGGCCUGGUGCGCAAGUGCACCGAGUGGCUGCGCGGCGUGGAGUCGGCGGCCGCCGCGCGCGACCGGGCGGGGCCCCUGGACGCGCUGCCGCACCUGAGCUCGCUGUGA
Molecule: messenger RNA, 929 nt
Organism: Eubalaena glacialis (North Atlantic right whale)
Lineage: Eukaryota; Metazoa; Chordata; Mammalia; Artiodactyla; Balaenidae
Gene: PRR18
Product: proline rich 18
Exons: 2
Coding region: 105-929 (274 amino acids)
Source: RefSeq, a predicted model, not a curated record